GGAACUGCCGGCCCUGGCGUGCCUUGACCAGCGGCGUUGCGGGUGCUGGUCCCGGCUGUGCCGGCCCUGAUGGCGGCGGUGCCGCCGCCGGUCUACGUAUACAGCCCGGAGUACGUGGCCCUCUGCGACUCCCUCUGCAAAGUGCCCAAGCGGGCCAGCAUGGUGCAUUCCCUGAUUGAAGCGUAUUGCUUACUUGACCAGAUGAAGAUAGUCAAGCCAAAAGUGGCCUCCAUGGAGGAAAUGGCGAGUUUCCACACAGAUGCUUACCUGCAGCACCUGCAGAAGGUCAGUGAGGAGGGGGAUGAUGACCACCCGGAGUCUGUGGAGUAUGGACUGGGUUACGACUGUCCAGCCACUGAAGGGAUCUUUGAGUAUGCAGCAGCCGUGGGAGGAGCCACCAUCACUGCAGCCCAGUGCCUGCUGGACGGCAAGUGCAAGGUAGCAAUUAACUGGCCUGGAGGGUGGCAUCAUGCAAAGAAGGAUGAAGCUUCUGGCUUCUGUUACCUGAACGACGCUGUCUUGGGGAUCCUGCGGCUGCGCCAGAAAUUUGACCGUGUCCUUUAUAUUGAUUUGGAUUUGCAUCAUGGGGAUGGAGUUGAGGAUGCCUUUAGUUUCACCUCGAAAGUCAUGACUGUUUCUCUGCACAAAUUUUCACCAGGAUUUUUCCCAGGCACCGGUGAUGUGACAGAUGUUGGCCUGGGAAAAGGUCGCUAUUACAGCGUGAAUGUGCCCAUUCAAGAUGGCAUUCGGGAUGAAAAAUAUUACCAGAUCUGUGAAUCAGUGCUGGAGGAGGUGUAUGCUGCCUUCAAUCCCAACGCAGUUGUGCUGCAGCUGGGGGCAGACACCAUUGCUGGAGACCCCAUGUGCUCUUUCAACAUGACACCCGAGGGAGUGGGCAAGUGCCUCAAGUAUGUCCUGCAGUGGCAGCUGGCAACUCUUGUCCUGGGAGGAGGAGGUUACAACCUUGCCAACACGGCCCGCUGCUGGACAUACUUGACUGGGGUCAUCCUUGGGAGAACACUGUCCUCUGAGAUCCCUGAUCAUGAGUUCUUCACAGAGUACGGUCCUGAUUAUGUGCUGGAGAUCACACCAAGCUGCAGACCAGACCGCAAUGAGACACACAGAAUUCAAGAAAUUCUGAACUCUAUCAAAGGGAAUCUGAAGCACGUUGUUUAGCAGAAAAGGAAGGCUCAGGCAAGAGCAUUUCCUGUGGAGAAGACAGCAUAUUUAUGUGAACAACUGGUGAAAUUCGUGACUGCAGGGAAACCUUCAAAGAAAGUACUGUUGGUUGGUUGGUUAAUUUUUUUUUUCCCUCUGUACAAAAGAAAAGCUGCUGCAUGCCAUGAGCACCGUGGCUCUCCCCAGGCAGGAGUGUGGGCCCUCCAGCCAUAGCCUUCCAGUGCUGGCAGAGCCUCCCCUGCUCUUUUCUCUUUCCUUUUUUAACACCACAGUUUGUUCUCACAACUGCUUUUAAAUGUAUUUUAAGAGGGGGCUGCUACCUGGCAGGUACAGGGCUACAGCCUCAGAGCUGCCCACUCAUGAAGUACAGCCUGAGAGCUACCCUGGGGCACCACAGAUUGUAUCUCUUACUCAGAGAAAGGCACAGCCAUUGUGUUUUUAACUGAGAAUUUUUUAAAAAUAAAAUACUUAACACACUC
This is a messenger RNA of Sturnus vulgaris (Common starling), 1658 nucleotides long. It is a transcript of the gene HDAC8, whose product is annotated as histone deacetylase 8. Gene Ontology annotation, molecular function: histone deacetylase activity. Gene Ontology annotation, biological process: heterochromatin formation. The record is from RefSeq and is a predicted model, not a curated record. Lineage: Eukaryota; Metazoa; Chordata; Aves; Passeriformes; Sturnidae.